This is a messenger RNA of Peronospora belbahrii, 1212 nucleotides long. The record is from the annotation of a GenBank genome assembly. NCBI's taxonomy places the organism in Eukaryota, Oomycota, Peronosporomycetes, Peronosporales, Peronosporaceae.
AUGAAAGUUCGUGAAUGGAGUACGAGUCUUACCCAUACUACGAUUGAAAAGCUGCAUGUACCACUCACUGUCUUGACAGAUGAAGAACUCAUGUUGAAAGAUACGGUUGUUCGAUUUGCUACAAAUGUCAUUCAACCACAUGUUCGCAAGAUGGAUGAGACUGGAGAAAUGAGUCAUGAGGUUAUUCAAGGUCUUUUCGAUACGGGGUUAUUGGCUGUUGAAAUUCCAGUUGAAUAUGGAGGUGUUGGUGCAUCAUUUAUGAGUCUCAUCCUAACAAUUGAAGAGCUUUCAUGCAUUGAUCCUAGUAUCGGAUUACUAUGUGAUUUGCAAAAUACCGUUGUGAGUAACGUGUUUUGGCGUUAUGGCACAGAGGAACAACGUGAGAAAUAUCUUCCUCGACUCUGUAGUAAUACAGUCGGUAGCUUUUGUCUUACAGAAGCUCAAGCUGGAAGUGAUGCGUUUGCACUUCAAACAAAAGCAGAUGUAUCAAAUGAUGGAAGUUAUUACACGCUGAAUGGAGAAAAAAUGUGGAUCUCAAAUGUUGAACAUGCUAACGUCUUUCUCAUUAUGGCAAACGUUGAUUCAUCCUUAGGAUACAAAGGCAUUACUUGUUUUGUUGUAGAGCGAGGGACACCUGGACUUUCAUUUGGCCCCCCCGAGAAGAAACUUGGACUCAAUGCAUCAUCUACGUGCUCUGUGAUCCUUGAUAAUGUCAAGGUUCCACGCGAAAACAUUAUAGGUGAUGUUGGUCAGGGCUACGCAAUUGCCAUUGGACAAUUGAACGAAGGCCGCAUCGGCAUUGCUGCUCAGCAGUUAGGAAUUGCAGAAGGUGCUUACCGCCACGCAAUGCCAUAUCUUUUUCAGCGGCAACAGUUUGGUCGUGCUAUUGGUGACUUUCAAGCAAUGCAGCACCAGUAUGCGGAAAUAGCGGUGGAGCUUGCAAGUGCUCGUCUACUUGUCUACAACGCCGCUCGACUCAAAGAUGCCGGUCAUGAUUUUGUUCAAGCUUCCUGUAUGGCCAAACUGCACGCGUCGCGCGUAGCAGAACGGACCGCCUCGCGAUGCAUUGAGCUGCUAGGUGGCGUUGGGUUUUCCAAACAGCUCAUGGCUGAGAAGUUUUACCGAGACUGCAAGGUCGGCACCAUCUAUGGCGGCACGAGCAACGUUCAACUCAGCACCAUCGCACGCUUGAUAAAGCGGGAGCUCGUCUAG